CGCUGCUUCUGGUGCUGGUGCUUUUGAUGUCGCUGUCGCGACUGUUACCCUUCAGUGUGCGUUUGCACGUUGAACACGACGGUACAUGUAGCUGAGUGUAAGGAGUCUUCAAUGCGAUUUGUUUGAUCUUGCAACAGUGCAUAAAUACAAAAAAAAAACAAAAAAAAUUAUAAAUUAAAUUAAAUAAUCCAAAAAGUACAUAAAAGAAGUUGGGAAAGUGUGGCAACAUCCAUAAAACUAACUUAAGUUGUUGUUAUACCAAAUACCGCGUUGACAGCCGCAAGUGGCAGAAGCUCAAGCAGCUGUCUGAAAUAAGUACGACCAAGAAGCUGCCACAGAGCUCUGUUGAGAGCCCAAGUGGCCAAUCGCAAACAGCGGCAACAACGUUGGCGUGCAACGUCCUUGACAUAGAGCGGACGAACACACAAAUCAGUCCAGAGUGAAGUGGAAGACGACAUCAUCGGACGAUGAAUUGGACGCGCGUGUUGCUAAUCGGCCUGGUGGCCGUCUUGACGCUGGCACUUGUGGAGGUUGCAUCACUCUCACUGGAUCCAGUUGCUUCUGCUGAGCUGGAACAGUUUAUCAGGAAAGGCGAUGUGGUAAUUUCCACGCGUCACAUAAGACCGCGACGCAAACUGCAUAUAUCCAUUGAGGCGCUGUUCAUGAUCGACUUUCCCAUGCUGAAGCAUAAGAUGUCCUUCUUCCUGGACCGCAAGCAGCAGCGCGUUACUCUGGACAUAAGCGCCAAUGGAGCGACAGAGUCACGCAACUUUGAGAUACCCAACAUAAAUGAGACGAGCACCAUACGAUCGUUGGCCCUGCAGUUCUCGAAGAAUCGCAUUACACUCCAUGUGGACUGCAAGCCGAGCACUUUCCACGACAUUGACAUGAGCCUGUCCAAGCUGUAUACCCAAAUGGAUGAUCCAGUGAUUAAGCUGUUCAGGGAACGCAAAUAUCCACUACACUUUGAUGCAGACAUGGAACACUCGCUGCAGCGUGCCAACUGUCAAAAGGGUCUCCAUCGCCGGGGCAAUCGGCGCAUGCUGCGGAACAAGAUCUCCGAGCGUGAGAAGAACAAGAAACGCGAUGUGCGCAGCAAUUGGUACCAUGAGCCAACUCUGGCACGGGACGGCGUCGAUCAGCGUCAGCAGGAAAUACCUACGGAUGUGGAGCGUGGUGAUAUACCCAUCAUGCAUGGCGAUUGUGAAGACGCCCUCGCACGAUCGCUGAGCGAUCUUCUGGCAUUGGUUAAGCUGCUGCGCGAAGAUGUCGCCCACCAGCGUCAGGAGAUUGCCUACUUGCGCAUGCUCUUGGAGAACUGUGCGGGCUGCAAGGAGCCCAGCGGCGACAAUCAUAUACGCCUCGAGCCCAAUUGCCGCACUGCGAAUCCUUGUUAUCCUGGCGUUGAUUGCCACGAGACCGCCUCGGGACCCAGGUGCGGCCGUUGUCCUGCUGGCUUCAUUGGCGAUGGCAAAGUCUGCAAGCCGGGCGUCAGCUGCGCGGACAGGCCCUGUUUUCUAGGCGUUCAGUGUCACGAUACGGUGAACGGUGCCCAGUGUGACUCCUGUCCGGCUGGCUAUGAAGGUGAUGGACGCACAUGUUCGCUACGUAAUCCUUGCCUGGACACACCAUGCCCCUCAGGUGUCGAGUGCAUUCAGCUUGGCUUCCCGCCCUACUUCCAGUGCAUCUCCUGUCCACGUGGCCACAAAAUCAAUGGCACCACCUGCCACGACGUGGACGAGUGUGCGAUCUAUCAGCCCUGCGAUGAACGGGCCAUUUGCAGCAAUCUUAAUCCCGGCUUUCGCUGUGGACCCUGCCCGCCCGGCUUCGAUGGCAUCCAUGCACAUGGCUAUUCGGCGGACUACUUGGCAGUGGGCUUUCAAAAGCAAACCUGCUUGGAUAUAGACGAGUGCAAAAUGGGCUUCUUUAGAUGUCCGGAACAUGCUGUCUGUCAUAAUAGCAUUGGCUCCUACAGAUGUCAGUGUCAGGAUGGCUAUGUGGCCAAUGGCACCUUCAGCUGUCUAUCUGCGGCCGAUCUAUGUCCCGAUGGCAGCAUCUGCGCCAGAAAUGCGGAAUGCGUGCCCACGGAUAAUUAUCAUUACCAAUGCCGCUGCAGCGUCGGCUGGGCGGGCAAUGGGCGUGUCUGUGGCAGGGAUCGCGACCUGGAUGGCUGGCCGGAUGAGUCGCUGAACUGUGCUGAGGCGCAUUGCCGUCGCGACAACUGUCCAGACUUGCCGAAUUCUGGUCAGGAGGAUGCCGAUCUGGAUGGCAUGGGCGAUGGCUGCGACGAUGAUGCCGACAGCGACCAGGUUUUAAACGGCAAGGACAACUGUCCGUUUGCCUUCAAUAGCGAUCAGCUGGACUCGGAUCAUGAUGGCGUGGGCGAUGCCUGUGACAAUUGUGUCUUUAUUUCGAAUCGCCGGCAGCUGGACACCGACGAGGAUGGCCUGGGCAAUGAGUGCGACGAGGAUAUGGACAACGAUUCAGUGCUUAAUCAGUAUGACAAUUGUCCUGCGCUGCGCAAUCCGAAUCAAUCCGAUGUGGACAACGAUGGCGUGGGCGAUUUGUGCGACAAUUGUCCAACCAUACCAAAUCCCACGCAGGAAGAUCGGGACAUGGAUCUAGUGGGCGAUGCCUGCGACAGCGACAUUGAUGGCGAUGAUGACGGCAUACAGGACUCAGAGGAUAAUUGCCCCAUGGUCAGCAACUCAGAUCAACUGGACACGGAUGAGGAUGGCAAGGGCGAUGCCUGUGACGAUGACAUGGAUGGCGAUGGCGUGCCCAACUACAGAGACAACUGUCCACUGGCCAAGAAUCCGCAACAGUUAGACAUUAAUCACAAUGGCAAGGGCGAUGUCUGCGAGGACGACGAGGACGAGGACGGCACGCCCAACAUUAUCGAUAACUGUCCAAACAAUUCCAUGAUACAACGCACCGAUUUCCGCACUAUACGUUCGGUUAUCUUAGAUCCUGAGGGCGAUGCUCAGCUGGAUCCCAACUGGGAGGUGCAUGCAAAUGGUUCGGAGAUUAUACAAACUCUCAAUUCCGAUCCGGGCCUGGUGGUUGGUAGCGAUUCGUUUGGAGGUGUCGAUUUUGAGGGCACUUUCUAUGUCAACGAUGAUACGGACGAUGACUAUGUGGGCUUCAUCUUUAGCUACCAGAGCAAUCGCAAAUUCUAUGUGGUGCAGUGGAAGAAGGGCACCCAGACCUAUUGGCACUCGUCGCCCUUCCGCGCCUCGGCCGAGCCGGGCGUCCAGAUAAAGCUAAUUGACAGCAACACAGGUCCCGGCUCCAUGUUGCGUAACAGCUUGUGGCAUGCCGGCGACACGCCUGGCCAGGCAAGGCUGCUCUGGAAGGAUCCACUGAAUGCCGGCUGGAAGGAGAAGACCUCAUAUCGCUGGUCCCUAGUGCAUCGACCUUCCAUCGGGCUGAUCAGACUGCGCAUAUAUGAGGGCGAACGUUUGAUAUUGGACUCGCACAAUGUUUACGAUGCCACACUCACCCUCAAGGGCGGACGGCUGGGCGUUUUUUGUUUUUCCCAAGAAAUGAUUAUAUGGUCGGAUCUGGUUUACAAAUGCAACACACGCGUACCGCCCCUCAUCUACAACGAACUGCCCACACAUCUCAAGCUUAAAGUGGAACUGGAGAACUAAGCAGAGCCCAGCCGCGGUAUUUAUAUCUGGUUUCUGUCCCAGCUUUCAAAGCAGCAGAAGGUAACAACCUUCUCAACUCUCAAGCAUAGCAACUAAGCCCCAACUUAGUUGUCUGCUUGAACACGUCUUUGUUUAUAUCACGCAAUAACAUUACCCGCUAUUUUUAGUAAGGGAUUUUACAUCAAAAGGACACUGCUUUAUAUAUGCAAGAAACGAGCACUCAGAAUCCCAUCCCAAAAUCAUAGUAUAGGACUAUGCAUACUCUCCAGCUUUGCUCUCCUGGAUAAACCUGACGAGUCCUGUAGCAAACAACUCUCAUUGUCCAGGACUAUAAACUGACCUAAGGACAUCAAUAGCACUCUUACAGUUCCCCAGAUAUGAAGCAUUUUUUGAUUCCUUGCACCUGUGACGAAAAUUUUACAAGUCCAGGAUUCUUAGAUGACCCCCUGCUAUUUUGAUGCAGUAUUAUGCAGUUAGUCCUUACGAUCCUAACGCACCAUGUCCUUUAAAAAUCCGACAGGAUAUGGCCGAGUUAUGGCUAUUUAUCUACAAAGGAUACUAUUACAAAAGUGGAUAUAUCUUUGAAAUUUCAGGGACUUUCAGCAUGUCCUUUGGCUAUCAGACUGUCCUUGUCUUGCUCAUUCAGAAAAUGUAAUGAAAAUGAGGAAGGUCCUUUAAACAGCCAAGAUAUGAGGGCAUUUGUUUUGUACAUUAAAAUGGCCCUAUCACAGCGUUAUCCUUGCAGAUCCUGUUAAGUCCCGUGUCAAACAAAUUGUAUAGACAAGGACUACAAACUGGCAAAAGGACAUCCGAAUCGUCCUUGUGGUUUCAGAGAUAUGGCUAAUUUUCUAAAAAGGACAUUCUUUUUAUGGCCAUAUCUUGGUCAUAUCCUUGAGGAUACCCGAAGGAUAUACCUUUCUGAAGUCGUGGGGAGCAGGACUAUCGAUUGGCAUUCAAGGAUUUCCAGAAUUCGACAAAAAAUUUCACGAAAAAUUUUCACAGGGGUUUAGUCAGAAAAUUGCCAAAAAUCGAAAAAUUCGAGACUAACUUUGCCAUUUGAAGGACUAUCGCGAUGUCCUUUGGACAGUAGAUAGUCCUCAUCAUCCCAUUUACGAAUAUACAAUCCAAAGGACGAAAGUCCUUCGGACAAAAAAGUUUUAAGGACAAAAUUGUAAACCGAAAAUAGCUUAUAACUCGGCCAUAUCCUGGCGUAUCCUGACGAGUCCUGUGUCAAAAAAAUUGUAUUGACCAGGACUACAAUCUGGCCAAAUUACAUUACGAUCGUCCUUAUAGUUUCAGAGAUAUCGCGAUUUUACUGUAAUUUGGUGAUUUCACCCAAAUUUCCUUGCGGCCCGCGACUGAAAAAUUACCAAGUCCAGGAUUCUUAGAUGACCCCAUAAUGUUUUGAUGCAGUUCGAUGCAGUUGGUCCCCACGAUCCUAACGCACCAUGUCCUUUGAAAAUCUGCAAGGAUAUGGCCGAGUUAUGGCUAUUUUUCCUAAAAAUACCCUUACAUCUCCCUUAUGACAUUUUUCAUAUAAA
Drosophila virilis is the source of this 5194-nucleotide messenger RNA. The record is from RefSeq and is a predicted model, not a curated record. NCBI's taxonomy places the organism in Eukaryota, Metazoa, Arthropoda, Insecta, Diptera, Drosophilidae.